AUCAACGUAUGAUAAAAAAGAAAUUCUCUUAGUAACAAGUUGCAUAAAUAUCUGUCUGAUAUAUAUAGAGAUAAUUACAAUAAGGGUAUAAUUCUAUACUAAAUAGAUUAUGAUCAUUUUUCGCAAUAUUAAAUUAAUAUCAUAAAUCUUACAUCAAAACAUCUAAAAUAAGUUUUUUAAAAAUUGUCAUUGGAUUUUAAAGAUACUGGGAUAAUAAAACAAACAAAGUAAAGAAACCUAUUUUAUAUAAAACAACAAAAUUGAAUAAUUAUGGAGAAAUUUAUUGAAAUCUUUCUAAAACUUGAUAGCAAUAAUAAUAAUGGAUUUAUUAAGAAAACUGAACUUAUUCAACAUUGUGGAAAAGAAGAUAUGGAUAUGUGUAUGGUUGAUGAAUGGUUAAAACCCUUUAAUUCACUCGAUAAAAUAUCAUUCAGGGAAUUCUGUGUUGUAUUCGGUUUAAAAUAUGAAGAAAUGAUCAUGGAAAAGAAAGAUCGAGAGAAUAUGGCAGCUGGUUUAUCACCUAAGCUAGAUUCAGAUAUUACAAUUUUUUCCACUUCAAUGUCUUUACAAAAACAAGUUGAUAUAACAAAUAUGUUUAAAGAAACAUUGAAUACAAAGUAUACUGAUGAAAAAUCAAUAAUUGUAAUAGUUAAUGAUAUGAAAAAGUAUUUAGAUGAAAAAUAUGGUAAAUUAUGGCAAGUAUUCAUAAUUGAUGGAUCCUUUUGGUCAAAUUUCAGUCAUGAACCUUUCUUGGCUAUAGAAUUCAUGUAUGAUAAAUUUCGUUGUGUUAUUUGGAGAAGUCCAGCAGAUUAAAUUAUUAAAAAAAGAACAAUAAAAUGAUUAUAAAUUUUGUAUUUUAUAAUAUUUUCAACUAAAAGAACCAAAGAUUCUUUUCUUACGUUGAUGUACUAAUUUUAUCAGAAAUGUUUCUAAAAAAUAUAUCAAUUACAAUACAGAAAAACUCUAUUAUUG
Messenger RNA from Schistosoma rodhaini, 972 nucleotides. Lineage: Eukaryota; Metazoa; Platyhelminthes; Trematoda; Strigeidida; Schistosomatidae. The record is from the annotation of a GenBank genome assembly.